CCGACGUUUAACCUAUGCCGGGCAUACUGUAUUCGUGAUCGCGCAACCGAAUCAGUAAUCAGUGAGCGAACGAGUGAGCAAACGAACGAACGAACGAACGAUCGAACGAACGAUCGAACGAACGAACGAACGAACGAACGAACGAACGAACGAACGAACGAACGAACGAACGUUCCACCUGAGUAAACGCACUCAUUUUUCUCACUCGGGGAUACUCAACAACUGUCCGGCUUCCGUGGAGCUUGUGUUAGAUUCGUUCGAAUUAGUGGCCGUUUCAGACACCCGAGAACAGUUUGCUCUGUUGCUUGAACCCUAACUUGACUCACCAGGAAGAGAAGAAACGCACCGAGAGCAGAGCGAGCGUUCACGUAGAAUGAGCUGUGCGGAUACUCGAAGCAGUGCGAACAAACAGCAACGAUCGAGUAUUGUCUAUUGAUUUACUUUCUUUUGUUCUCUACGUCGGGUUGAUAUUUGGCUCAGCAUGGUUCAUCUGCGGUGCAAGAUUUUAUCCUUUGGAAAUCUGAUUAAUCAGCUGCAGCAGAACGUUAGGUGGAGUUCUUCUUUGAAAACCAAAGACAAGAAUUCUGUACAACCGCAACGUUUCUUUAAGUAUGCAGAUUUGUCUGUUCGCCUCGCUGGUCCAGAUCAGUUAAAUCCUAAGCCUGACGUUAAUAAGCUUGCAUUUGGGAAGUAUUUUACUGAUCACAUGCUCAAAAUACAUUAUUACGAAGGCAUGAAUGGUUGGCAGGCACCAGAAAUUAUGCCCUUCGAAAACAUAGUUCUUCAUCCAGCUGCAAAAGUACUCCAUUACGCUGUAGAGUUGUUUGAAGGUAUGAAAGCUUAUAGAGGUGUUGAUGGCAAAAUAAGGUUGUUUAGGCCAGAGCUAAAUAUGGAGAGAAUGAAUAAUUCAGCAGUAAGAGCUGGUCUACCUCCUUUUAGAGGGGAAGAAUUAAUUAAGUGCCUUUGCAGAUUGAUUAGUAUAGAUCAAGAAUGGGUUCCACAUUCUACCGCCUCUAGUCUUUAUAUUCGUCCCACGCUUAUAGGCAUCGAUCCUACGCUUGGAGUUGCAGCAUCGGAUUCAGCUUUAUUGUAUAUAAUUCUAUCUCCUGUCGGAUCUUACUUUAAAUCUGCAGACAAGCAAGUCGGGGUUUCCCUGCUUGCAGAUCCUAAGUAUACGAGAGCAUGGCCUGGCGGUUGUGGUGAUUCUAAAGUAGGCAGUAAUUACGGACCCACAAUUCAAGUUCAACAGGAGGCGAUCGAAAAAGGUUUACAGCAAGUACUAUGGUUAUACGGCGAAAACAAUGAACUCACAGAAAUUGGUACUAUGAACGUCUUCGUUGUUUACAUAAAUGAUAAUGGAGAAAGAGAAUUACUUACACCACCUCUAAAUGGCUUAAUCUUACCUGGAAUUGUAAGAAACUCACUUCUAUCUAUAUCUAGACAAUGGAAUCAAUUUAAAGUGACGGAGAGAUCUAUUACGAUGAAAGAAAUUAUACAAUUACUUUCAGAAAACAGACUGUUGGAAAUAUUCGGAGCAGGAACAGCUUGUGUUGUUAGUCCCGUAUCUUAUAUUGAUUUCCAAGGUCAAGGAUUACAUAUACCAACAGCAGAACAGCCUGAAGCCGUUUAUCAAAUGCUCAAGAAACAUUUAUUGGACAUUCAGUACGGUAUUAUACCUGAACAUCCAUGGAGUUUAGUUAUCGAGUGAAAUACAAACAACAGAAGAUUAUAUUUCUGAUUACUUAAUCC
Vollenhovia emeryi is the source of this 1749-nucleotide messenger RNA. RefSeq names its product branched-chain-amino-acid aminotransferase, cytosolic (gene Bcat). The transcript is spliced from 8 exons. Gene Ontology annotation, molecular function: branched-chain-amino-acid:2-oxoglutarate transaminase activity. Gene Ontology annotation, biological process: L-leucine biosynthetic process; L-valine biosynthetic process. NCBI's taxonomy places the organism in Eukaryota, Metazoa, Arthropoda, Insecta, Hymenoptera, Formicidae. Bases 482 to 1708 code for a protein of 408 amino acids. The record is from RefSeq and is a predicted model, not a curated record. Gene Ontology annotation, cellular component: mitochondrion.